Molecule: messenger RNA, 629 nt
Organism: Pipistrellus nathusii (Nathusius's pipistrelle)
Lineage: Eukaryota; Metazoa; Chordata; Mammalia; Chiroptera; Vespertilionidae
Source: the annotation of a GenBank genome assembly
AUGGCCCUGUGGACGCGCCUCCUGCCCCUGCUGGCCCUGCUGGCCCUCUGGGCGCCCGCCCCGGCCCAGGCCUUCGUCAACCAGCACCUGUGCGGCUCCCACCUGGUAGAGGCGCUGUACCUGGUGUGCGGGGAGCGGGGCUUCUUCUACACGCCCAAGGACCGCCGGGCGCUGCCCGAGCUGCAGGCAUCUCCCCGGCCCCGGCCUCGCCCCCCUCCUCGGCCACUUUGGGCGCCCCGGCCAGAGCAGCCCCUGCCUCGGCGGCGGCAGCUGCUCAUACCAGCCCGGCCGGCGGCUCCUCGGCCGGGCAGCUGGGGCAGAGAGCCUGGGGCAGCGGCGACUCCCCGGUCCUUUUUGUCCACCGCCCGGGAGCGUCGGGGGGCACCCAGCCGCUGGAGCACAGGGGCCGCAGGGUCACGGCCGAGCUCCAGGAGGAGGAGGCGGGGACGGACUCCAUCCCGCGGCCCCAGGACGCGGCCGCCCCGCCGGCUCAGCCCCCGGCCCGGCCCGCGCGCCAGCCCCGCCGGAGGCCCCGGCAGAAGCCGCCCAGAGCCGCCCGCGAGCACAGCCCCCAGGCCGGCUGCUGCGGCCUGUGCCCCUGGCUUGCCCGCCCGGCCCCCCAGCACUGA